AUGUACAAAGUAACCGCAUCCUCAGCCACAUCAGCCAUCCGUCGAUUCUCCACAAACUCCCGCGUCUUGGCCAACUACGGAUUCGUCGGUUUGGGCCAAAUGGGUCAACACAUGGCCAGACACAUUUACAACCAAUUAGAAGUCGACGACAAAUUGUACGUUUACGACACUGUCCCCGCAUCAGUUGACAAUUUCGUGUCAACAGUUACGCAACAAAAUGCCACCAACAGCGACAAAUUGGUUACUUUACCCGACUUGAAGAGCUUUGUCACUGGUGUGGAUGGGCAAUUGGACUUCAUCGUCACUAUGGUCCCCGAGGGAAAACACGUUAAGGGCGUAGUUGAAGAUAUCGUCACUAGUUUUGAACAAAAUGGAUACAGCCCCGAUUACAAAACCACCAUUAUCGAUUCAUCGACAAUUGACAUUGCAACCAGUAGACAAGUGCACAAGUACGUCAAGGAAACUUUACCCGAGUUUGACUUUAUUGACGCGCCAGUAAGUGGAGGUGUUGCCGGUGCCAGAAAGGGAACAUUGUCAUUCAUGUUGAGUAGAGAAACCCACCAGGACGUGUCCCCAGCAUUGACCACCUUGUUGAACAAGAUGGGUAAAAACAUCUUCCCAUGUGGUGCCACCCACGGUGCCGGAUUAGCCGCCAAGUUGUCAAACAACUACUUGCUCGCAGUAACAAACAUUGCUGUUGCCGACUCGUUCCAAUUGGCCAAGGCAUUUGGUCUCAAUUUGCAAAACUAUGCCAAGUUGGUGGCAGUUUCCACCGGUAAGUCAUGGGCCUCCGUCGACAACUGCCCCAUCCCCGGCGUUUACCCAGAAAACAACUUGCCUGCUGAUGUAGGAUACCAAGGCGGGUUCAUUACAAAGUUGACGAGAAAAGAUGUGGUUUUGGCUACUGAUUGCGCCAAGGACCAAGGAAGAUUUUUGUUCUUGGGUGAUGCUGGUAGAUACUGGUAUGACAAGGCUUGUGAACGUGAGGACAUAGCUAAUCGUGAUUUGGCCGUCUUGUAUGAAUGGUUGGGAGAUUUGAAACAAGAGGCUGAUGGAACCGUUGUUGAUACUAAAGUAUCCAAGUAG
Molecule: messenger RNA, 1086 nt
Organism: Lodderomyces theae
Lineage: Eukaryota; Fungi; Ascomycota; Pichiomycetes; Serinales; Debaryomycetaceae
Gene: HPD1
Product: Hpd1p
Exons: 1
Coding region: 1-1086 (361 amino acids)
Biological process (GO): L-valine catabolic process
Cellular component (GO): mitochondrion
Molecular function (GO): NAD binding; 3-hydroxyisobutyrate dehydrogenase activity; NADP binding
Source: RefSeq, a predicted model, not a curated record